CUACCUGAAACAGGAGUGGAACUCCGGGGCCACCACGUUUUUGGCGAUGCCCACACUGCAUCAACUCGUCGGUCAACUACGAAAUUGCCUUGUCAUUGUGGCUGCGUUUUCCUCUUAAUUUCGCCCACUCUACUCUACUUAUAAUUUCUUAUUCAAGCUUGAAUGCUAGUACUACUAUUAUUUUGUCUCUGCAUUUUCUGAUCCAGAGGAAAGAAGAGAGGAGGAGGAAAAAUGAAGCAGGCUAGAGUAACUAUGGAGGUCGGAAGCGACGGCGUUGCAAUAAUCACCUUCUCUAACCCUCCCGUCAAUGCUCUUGCCCUUACCGUUUUCGAUGGUCUGAAGGAGAAGUUUAGUGAGGCCAUGAGAAGGGAUGAUGUUAAAGCUAUUGUUGUUACUGGCAAUGGUGGAAGAUUCUCUGGCGGCUUCGACAUCAAUGUGUUUGAGAUGGUACAUAAAACAGGAGAUAUUUCUAUCUUACCUGAUGCAUCUGUUGAUAUCUUCACGAACGUGGUAGAAGAUGGAAAGAAACCUACUGUUGCUGCUAUCGAGGGGCUCGCACUUGGAGGUGGCUUGGAACUGGCUUUGGUAUGCCAUGCUCGCAUUGCUGCACCCAGAACACAACUUGGUCUGCCAGAACUCACUCUAGGAGUUCUUCCUGGCUCAGGAGGCACACAACGUCUGCCAAGGCUUAUAGGGUUGCCAAAAGCUCUUGAAAUUAUGCUGUUAUCUAAAUCGAUAACAUCAGAAGAAGGAAAGAAGCUUGGCCUUGUUGAUGCUGUUGUGCCUUCAGAUGAAUUACUGAAAGUAUCUCGACAAUGGGCAUUAGACAUUGCAGGACGACGCAAACCGUGGGUGCGUUCUCUUCAUAGGACAGACAAACUUGGUUCCCUGCCUGAAGUGCAUGAUAUAAUAAACACCGCGAGACAACAGGCCAAACAGACUGCUAAAAACAUGCCUCAACACCAGGCAUGUCUUGAUGUGAUUGAAGAAGGAAUCAUUCAUGGUGGAUAUCAUGGGCUUUUGAAGGAGUCAAAGGUAUUUAAAGAGCUAGUCUCAACAGACACAUCGAAAGGCCUAGUGCAUGCAUUUUUCGCUCAAAGGGCAACAACAAAGGUACCUAAUAUUUCUGAUAUUGGGCUGAAACCAAGAUCCAUAAAGAAAGUUGCUGUUAUUGGUGGAGGACUAAUGGGUUCUGGCAUUGCUACAGCUCUCAUUUUGAGUGAUAUUUAUGUUAUACUCAAAGAAGUCAAUUCUGAGUAUCUUCUCAAGGGAAUAAAAGCUAUAGAAGCAAAUGUCCGAGGUCUGGUAUCAAAAAGAAAGUUAGCACAGGAUAAAGCAGAGAAAGCCCUUUUGAUGCUUAAAGGUGUUUUAGACUAUGCUGAAUUCAGUGAUGUGGAUAUGGUCAUUGAGGCUGUUAUUGAAAAUAUUUCCCUGAAGCAGCAAAUUUUUGGUGAUAUUGAGAAGGCGUGCCCUCCUCACUGUAUUUUGGCUUCAAAUACCUCCACUAUUGAUCUCAAUAUAGUUGGAGCAAAGACCAAAUCACAAGAUCGAAUUGUGGGUGCACAUUUUUUCAGUCCUGCCCAUGUGAUGCCUCUCCUGGAGAUUAUACGGACGGAGAAGACUUCUCCUCAAGUAAUUCUUGAUCUAAUGACUGUUGGGAAAACCAUAAAGAAAGUUCCUGUUGUAGUUGGAAACUGCACUGGCUUUGCAGUCAAUAGGACCUUCUUCCCGUACUCCCAAAGUGCGCAUCUUUUGGUUAACUUGGGGGUUGAUGUCUUCAGAAUUGAUCAGCUUAUUAGCAACUUCGGCCUGCCUAUGGGUCCAUUCCAGCUUCAGGAUCUUGCAGGAUAUGGAGUAGCUGUUGCAACAACAAAAGAAUUUUCUAUGUCAUUCCCGGAGCGAACCUUUGAGUCUCCGUUGGUUAAGCUUCUCAUAAAGAAUGGGAGAAAUGGUAAAAGUAAUGGAAAAGGAUACUAUAUCUAUGAGAGAGGAAGCAAGCCGAAACCUGAUCCUUCUGUGCUUCCCAUAAUAGAGGAAUCAAGGAGGCUUACCAAUAUUAUGCCUGGUGGGAAGCCUAUAUCCGUUACUGAUGAAGAAAUUGUCGAGAUGAUACUCUUUCCAGUGGUGAAUGAGGCAUGUCGAGUUUUAGAUGAUGGUGUCGUUGUCCGAGCAUCAGAUCUUGAUAUUGCCUCUGUUCUUGGCAUGAGUUUCCCAUCUUAUCGUGGUGGUAUUAUUUUCUGGGCAGACACCAUUGGAGCAAAUCGCGUGUAUAGAAGUCUCCAAAAGUGGUCUGAAUUAUAUGGUAAUUUCUUCAGACCAUCAAGAUUUUUGGAAGAACGAGCAACCAGAGGGAUCCCAUUGAGUGCACCUGCUUCGACAUCUUCAGGAGCGCGGCCGCGGCUAUGAUACUACUGCUCAAUAUUCGGGAGUAAUGGGAAAAAUAAAUUUAUUUGCCAUCAAUCAAGUGAAAUAAUGUUGUUUAGUGACAUUUGCAGCCCGGCUAGAAUAAAUGGGGUCAGCGUUAUAUUGUUCGUUCUAUUCUGUGACAAGAAAUCAUAUAGAGCAUUUUACCGAAUGGUGGCGAAAAUUUCUUUUGCUUCCAUUUUCAUUGUGGGUGGACUUGAAAGUUGAAUGCGAAUUGGAAUAAACAAGAAAUGUAAGCAAAAAAUUAGAUAUAUUAUCAUACUUGACUUUAUUUAUUUUUA
Messenger RNA from Sesamum indicum (sesame), 2705 nucleotides. RefSeq names its product Enoyl-CoA hydratase/isomerase family (gene AIM1). Gene Ontology annotation, biological process: fatty acid beta-oxidation. Lineage: Eukaryota; Viridiplantae; Streptophyta; Magnoliopsida; Lamiales; Pedaliaceae. Gene Ontology annotation, molecular function: (3S)-3-hydroxyacyl-CoA dehydrogenase (NAD+) activity; NAD+ binding. Gene Ontology annotation, cellular component: peroxisome. The record is from RefSeq and is a predicted model, not a curated record.